AUGUGGCGAUGUUUUAUUGAACCAGCAGCAAAUCGACGUGACAGUUCACGUUUGUAUAACAAAAGAUCAAUAGCAGAUUUAUACACAUUGCUACCACAGAUUAAUUGGUUGGAAUUUCUUACACGUUUGAUACCCCCUAUGAUCGGUACUUUUUUAUCAAACAGUACCACUGUAAUUGUUCAAGAAGUAGACUAUUUGAAAAAUCUUUCUGAUUUACUACGUAUAACAAGCAAACGAGUUGUGUCAAAUUAUAUUUUUUGGAGAAUUUGCCAUUUUUGGAAUGAUAUUUUGGAUAAAUCAUUUGAUAGUGUUCAACUGGAAUUAAUGAAUGUACUGAAUGGACAGCGAAAAAUCGUUUCACGUUGGCAACACUGUGUUCAGAAAUGUGAAGAAUUGUUGCCAGCUGCUGUAAGUGCUUUAUUUGUCCGUAAUCACUUUGAUUCGAAUACGAAGAAAGAAGCAAUGAAUCUUCUUACAAUGAUUCAAAAAGCAUUCCAAGGGAUUGUUGGCAAAAUCAGUUGGAUGGACAGUGAUACAAAAAAAUUUGCACUGCAGAAAGCUUCAUCCAUUAUCAGCAAAGUUGGUUAUGACAAGAUGUCAAUGAACGAUACUGCAUUAGAUGGAUACUAUGCAAAGUUAGAUAUUGCGUCGUCAGAUACCUAUUUUGAAGUUUUGCGUAAAACAGCCGCAUGGAAUGGAAAAAAGCAUUUUUCACGUUUGAAUAAACCUUUUAAUAAAUAUGAAUUUACUCAAAGUGCGUCAACUCUUAAUGCUUAUUUCACGCAUAAAAUGAAUUCACUGUGUAGAGCAGUAAACUACGGCGCCAUUGGCUUUAUUAUGGGUCACGAAAUGAUUCACGGCUUCGAUGACGUUGGAAGUGCUUAUGACAUCGAUGGUAACUUGCAUAACUGGUGGAGCGAAGAAUCUUAUCAAAAUUUCACGAAUAAAACACAAUGCCUGAUUGAUCAGUAUGGAUCAUAUCAAGUACCAAAUAUUGACUUUAAGAUAAAUGGUAAAUUGACUUUGGGGGAAAAUAUUGCUGAUAACGGCGGUAUUAAACAAUCGUACCAGGCAUAUCAAGAAUUUAUCAGUCAAAGCAAUCAGUCUGAACCUGUACUACCAGGAAUGUUAGAUUACACCAGUGAUCAAAUAUUCUUCCUAUCUUAUGCUCAAAUUUACUGUGGCCAUGGAACGAAAUCAGCACAGAUCGAAGGUAUUCUUACCGACGAUCACAGUCCACAAAGAUAUCGUGUCAAUGGACCACUUUCCAAUUUAGCAGAAUUUAGCGAAGCUUUUGACUGUCCCCUUGGUAGUAAUUUAAAUCCUAUUAAACGUUGCUCUAUUUGGUAA
Molecule: messenger RNA, 1350 nt
Organism: Thelazia callipaeda (thelaziosis nematode)
Lineage: Eukaryota; Metazoa; Nematoda; Chromadorea; Rhabditida; Thelaziidae
Source: the annotation of a GenBank genome assembly